Messenger RNA from Kwoniella botswanensis, 1290 nucleotides. RefSeq lists its product as uncharacterized. Bases 1 to 1290 code for a protein of 429 amino acids. The record is from RefSeq and is a predicted model, not a curated record. NCBI's taxonomy places the organism in Eukaryota, Fungi, Basidiomycota, Tremellomycetes, Tremellales, Cryptococcaceae. The transcript has 6 exons. Gene Ontology annotation, biological process: D-serine catabolic process. Gene Ontology annotation, molecular function: D-serine ammonia-lyase activity.
AUGUCCACAACCAACACAUUCACGCACACGUCGCUGUACGCCCUCCCCUCCAAAUCUGCCCUCCGGGCUGAAUUUGUGGGUAAGAAGAUCGAUCAGCUGAGAACACCUGCGCUGGUGGUAGAUAGAAGCAGGUUCAAGAGCAAUUGCGAGGAGGUGACGGCUGAAGCUAAGAAGAGGGGAAUGCUAUUCAGGGCGCAUGUCAAGACACACAAGACAACAGAAGGAACGAGACUCCAGGUACAAGCUGCUGGCGGAGUGAAGGCCACGAUCUGCUCGACUAUGAUCGAACUUUGGAAAAUCAUUGAAGAUGGUUUGGUUGAAGAGGGAUUGGUGGAUGAUAUCCUCUACUCCAUGCCUGUCGGUGAAGACAAGAUAUCCGAUCUGAAUCUCGCGCAGGACAAAAUCGGUUCCAAGGGAGUCAUCCGAUUGAUGGUAGAUCACCCGGAACAAAUCAGACUGUUGACUAACUUCAAUGAGCAAGAAGGUAGGAAGCAGAAAUGGAGUGUCUUUGUGAAAGUAGAUGGAGGUGGUAGACGAGCAGGAGUCCCACCCACAAGUCACCAAUUGAAAGAUAUAAUUCAAGCUGUCUUAUCAGCCGAACAAGUCGAGAUAUUCGGUUUUUAUUCCCACUUUGGUCAGUCCUACGCCUCUGACACGCUGAAAAAGGGUUCAUCCUAUUUCGAAGGCGAGAUCGACUGUGUCCAGUCAGCAGCGAAGGUAGCGAGGGAAUUGGGGUGUAAAGGUGAUUGGAUUUUGUCCGUCGGUGCGACUCCCACUGCCCACGCGGCCGUACAGGAGGUUGAGAAGGCUCAUAAUGGUUUGGAAGGCAGGUUGGAACUUCACGCGGGAUGUUAUUGCAUGUGCGAUCUGCAACAACACGCUACCUCACUCGUCCCCGACUCUCACCUCGCUCUGACAGUAGUCUCGAAAGUCGUUUCAGUAUACCCUCAUAGGAAAGAAGCAAUGUGCGAUUGUGGAGCAUUGGGCGUCUCCAAGGAUACAGGUCGAUAUCCAGGUUAUGGUCGUCUAGUGUCUCCUGAACGAGCGGUCGGUAAAUGGGAUCUAGGUAGGAUAUCUCAAGAGCAUGGUACACUUGUACACCGACCGGAUCUACCAGAAGGGGAGUUUGUAGAAGGAAAAGAUGAAUUGAAAGUAGGUGAGACCGUCAGGUUGGUCCCUCAACAUGCUUGUUUGGUUUGUGCGGGGUAUCCGUGGAUGUACGUCGUGGAUGAAGAGCAAGGAAAGGGAGAGGAGGUGGUGGAUGUUUGGGUACCUUGGAAAGGGUGGUAG